Vitis vinifera (wine grape) is the source of this 1362-nucleotide messenger RNA. RefSeq names its product glucuronoxylan 4-O-methyltransferase 1. The record is from RefSeq and is a predicted model, not a curated record. Gene Ontology annotation, biological process: xylan biosynthetic process. The transcript has a single exon. Lineage: Eukaryota; Viridiplantae; Streptophyta; Magnoliopsida; Vitales; Vitaceae. The coding region runs from base 407 to 1261 and encodes 284 amino acids.
AGUUUAGCUGAACAUUAUUAUAGGACAAGCUACCUAAAAAUUGACCCGAAAACCCUUACGACCACCAGAAAGUAUAGCUGAAAAUGAAGUAAGCAAAUAGUAAUGGAAACUCUACCAAACUAUCAUAUCCACCAACCUUCCUUUUGCUUAAUCUGAAGUCUUAGCUGCUCUUUCGUUUUCUGCAAUCACCCAGUGCUUUUUUCCUUUAUUUCUAAGCAUCACAACAGCAAUCACCUCUCUUCAUCUCAGCUCACUCCCUUCUUUCUGACAAAAACAUAAAUGUUAUACAUUAACCCCCAGAUGCAAAGCUCCAAACUCCAUCUUUCCCUUCCUCCUAGAAUAGUGAAACAAGCUGCUGAAUUCUCCGAACUCUCGUCCUUUCCAACGACGGUUGAGGCUAGAAAACAUGAGACCAAAACCUCAUCGCCUCUCUAAUCUUAAGAUCCUCAUCAUUGGUGUCUUCGUCGCCUUUCUCCUCUUGUUUGUGCUGAGGUCGAGCUUUUCGUCUUCCAAUUCAGAUGCCUUUUUGCCGAAAGACUCAAAAAUUGUAAUAGGAAGAGCGGAGAAUUGCUCACGGACCUGUGGAAAGAUUCCUCCCUCGCUAGCCCAGGCUCUCAUCCACUACACAACCUCAACGAUCACGCCGCAACAAACACUCAAAGAGAUCAAAGUAACCUCUAGGGUUCUACAGAAGAAGUCCCCAUGCAACUUCCUGGUUUUCGGCCUAGGCCAUGACAGCCUCAUGUGGGCUGCACUCAACCAUGGUGGCCGGACGAUCUUUCUGGAUGAAGACGCAGUUUGGAUUGAGCGGAUCAGGCGGCGGUUCCCCAUGUUGGAGUCCUAUCAUGUAACCUAUGAUAGCAAGGUGAACCAGGCUGAUGAGCUCAUGGAGGCUGGCAAAAGACCAGAAUGCACCGCCAUUGUUGAUGCUAGAUAUUCUAUGUGCCAGCUUGGCCUGAAGGGCUUGCCUGGUGAGGUUUAUGAUAUAAAAUGGGACCUGAUCAUGGUCGAUGCACCAACCGGGUACCAUGAUGAGGCACCGGGGAGGAUGACUGCCAUAUACACAGCGGGGAUGAUGGCAAGGAACAGGGCGGACGGUGAGACCGAUGUUUUUGUGCAUGAUGUGAAUAGGGUGGUGGAGGACAAGUUUUCAAAGGAGUUUCUGUGUGAUGGGUACAUGAAGAAACAGGAGGGGAGGUUGAGGCACUUCACAAUUCCAAGCCACAGGGAUGGCAUGGAGAGGCCCUUUUGCCCUUUGUGAUAUUUUUUCGCCUUUUUUAUUGGCUAUCUUUUUUUUUUGGGUGCAUGUGAGGGGGCUUGAGUGAUUCAUUUUUCCACGAAAAUCUUGCUACUUCCAACAGC